CCGCCAUCAUCGGCCACUCAUCGUCGCCGGUAGCACCAACGUGCGCUGUUGAUACGGCCAAUCGCCCACUACGCUAAGCCGCCGCCCCUCCAUAGUGGCCCUCACCGCCUGCUCCAUUAGGCUGAUCCCAUUGCAUGCCGUGCUACAGUGGCGCGGGGCCCCCACCUCCAAAACACCUAGUGGAAAUCUUUUUUUGCUUGAGCCGUGAAAGCUGCUCGUCAUUGCCGCGACUCAACGUUACCGCUGGCUUGAUUCACGUGCUCGUCGACAUUCCGGCCGCAUACGCUCCUUCUGCAUCUCGUCACCUGUAACUUGCCAAAUCCUCCACCAUGAGCAAGUUUGGCGCCAUGAUCAUGGGCCCUGCGGGGGCGGGCAAGUCGACCUUUUGUGCCGCCCUCAUCACUCAUCUCCAGCUCAACCGCCGGUCUACCUUUUACGUGAACCUCGACCCGGCUGCCGAGUCGUUUGAGCACACGCCCGACCUGGACAUCAAGGAGCUCAUCUCUCUUAAGGAUGCCAUGGAAGAGGUCGGCCUCGGGCCCAACGGCGGUCUCAUUUACUGCUUCGAGUUUCUUAUGGAAAACUUGGAUUGGUUGACUGAAGCUCUGGACUCUUUGACAGAAGAGUACCUCAUCAUCUUCGACAUGCCUGGCCAGAUCGAGCUGUACACUCACAUUCCCAUCCUGCCGACACUUAUGAGGUUCCUAUCUCAAUCCGGCGCAUUGGACAUCCGUAUGGCAGCUGUCUACCUUCUCGAGGCGACGUUUGUCGUCGACCGUGCCAAGUUCUUCUCUGGAACACUGAGCGCCAUGAGUGCCAUGCUGAUGCUUGAGGUUCCGCACAUCAACGUGCUCUCCAAGAUGGACCUUGUCAAGGGCCAAGUGAAGAACAAAGACCUCAAGAACUUCCUGACACCCGAUCUCGCGCUCCUCGAAGACGAUCCGCUUGAGCGCAAGCGCCUCACUGAAGACGUGCCGGAAGACGACGAGUCGAAGCGACCCGACGACCGCGAACAAGUCAUGAAGGGCGCCAGCUUCCGACGCUUGAACCGCGCUGUGGCUAGCUUGAUUGAGAGCUUCAGCAUGGUAAACUACCUAAAGCUGGACGUGACCAACGAGGACAGUGUCGCUGCCAUUCUCAGCUACAUCGACGACUGUAUUCAAUACCACGAGGCACAGGAUCCCAAAGAACCCGACGAUGAGAACGAGCUCGAUGAAGAGGACGACGAUUAAACCACAGAAGGCGUCGUCUCCCUCCUUGGGCACUGCUUCUUAUGAUGUUUCUUUUGCUUAUUUUACAUGCAUAGCGUAGGCGUUCUUGGAUGAUAUCUAUUCACCAUAUACAUAUAUGGUUCUCCCAAAAUAAAAAUUCAAGCCAUUAUAAUUAAACUCUCUCUCUCAUUCUCCUCAUCAUCGUUAUCAUCAUCAUCAUCGUCACGCGAAACCUGCACCCAGAAGUAAUAUAUAACACAAAAAUAACCGUAGAUCUCAUUUCACAUACACCCGCCGCCCUCGCUCCGCAGAGCCCCCAUAAUAAAAGAGGAAUUUCGAUAUACAUCUAUCUUCCCGACCUUCUGCCCUUGCUCAUGACGCGCUGGGGCUCGAAUCUGCCAUUCUGCUGGCCCUCGUAUCUGUUAUAUUCCUCGAUCCAGAUAUCCUUCACCACCGCCAAAUAACCAGCAACCUUGCCGCCGAGAACAACCACAUCUCUCACACUCUCCUCGACACCACGGUUCCAGACCCAUGCGGCCAGCGCAAAAACAGUCGCCCAGAACACGGCCCGAAAAGCCAGCUUUGUCCACCACACCACCAUCCUCCUGAUCCAGUUCAUCACAAUCACCGACACGGCCAAGAUGGCCAGCGGCACCAGCAAGCUGCCCAGGGCCCCUGCGGCCGGCGAGCUCUCGGCUGCCGACGACAUGGCCGACACGAGACGCUCCACGCGCGGCUGGACAUAGGGGUAUGCUCGCUCGGCGGCGCGCGAGGCCUGCGACCGGGCCUGUGUCAUGUAGAUUUGCAGCGGCGCGUCGGCGCGCAGCGCAUGCUUGUUGACGUAUUCGACGACGUUGGCGGGCAGCAGCAUGCUCAGCAGCCUAACCAGAGUGGAAGCGUCCAUCGUAGCGGUGCGUCGUUGGUUGCAACGGUCGCGCCGUGGCGGCAAAUAAAAAAAAGGUUAUAUCGUAAUCGUAGCGGUCGGUCGCGCGUUCGAGCCUGCUCUAGUGCGUGGACGAUGAAGGCGGGAAAAUGGCAAGGCCUUAGCGAUUUUGCGCGUGUGUUUGCAAGUGGUAACGUGUUGGGAUGUCAGGUGGUUGUACGUACUUUCGUAACUUGGCUGCGCUCCAAAGGAAGAGGAAGAAAAAACGCGAGAGCACCACGGCAGUAGUAGUGCACAGCACAGCGCCUGAAUGGGGGCCUUUUUCAGUGGACGACAGGCGCUGGGCGGCCGGGCCGAGCAGUGGGG
[Torrubiella] hemipterigena is the source of this 2460-nucleotide messenger RNA. The record is from the annotation of a GenBank genome assembly. Lineage: Eukaryota; Fungi; Ascomycota; Sordariomycetes; Hypocreales; Clavicipitaceae.